AAACGUGGAGUUGUGCUCCCUGGCUUUGUGUACAAAUGUCUUAAAACGCUGUGGUGCUGGUUUAUCGUUAAAUGUUUGAGACCGUGUAGCUAGGAGGUGAAAUGUAGCCGCUAGCAUCGCGUCAGGUCGCCUCGUCUUAACAGCAGCGUCAAAAUGCGUCACACAGACCGGUUCGGAUUCGGUUCUGGACGUUGGUGAAGAUGCGCAAAGACGUGCGGAUUUUAUUAGUGGGAGAGCCCAAGGUGGGGAAGACGUCUCUCAUCAUGUCUCUUGUCAGUGAGGAGUUCCCAGAGGUGGUUCCUUACCGAGCUGAGGAGAUCACCAUACCUGCAGAUGUCACACCAGAGAGAGUACCCACACACAUUGUGGACUAUUCAGAGGCAGAACAGACAGAUGAGCAACUGUUUCAGGAGAUUUCCAAGGCAAACGUGAUUUGCAUUGUCUAUGCAGUCAACAACAAGAGGUCUAUAGAAAAGGUGACGAGUCACUGGAUUCCUCUCAUUAUCGAGAACACGGACAAGGACAGCAGGGUUCCUCUUAUCCUGGUGGGAAACAAGUCAGAUCUGGUGGAACACAGCAGUAUGGAGACCAUUCUGCCCAUCAUGAACCAGUACAGUGAGAUCGAGACUUGUGUUGAGUGCUCAGCAAAGAACCUGAAGAACAUUUCAGAACUCUUCUACUAUGCUCAGAAGGCAGUUCUUCAUCCCACGAGUCCCCUCUACUGUCCAGAGAAAAAAGAUAUGAAGCCACUUUGUAUAAAAGCACUGACUCGAAUCUUCAAAGUAUCUGAUCUGGACAAUGAUGGUAUUCUCAGUGAUAAUGAGCUAAACUUCUUUCAGCGGACGUGCUUCAACAGUCCGCUGGAGCCUCCGGCGUUGGAGGAUGUGAAAAAUGUGGUGAGGAAAAAUUUGAUUGAUGGCGUAUGUGACAGCGGCCUCACUCUAAAAGGCUUCCUGUUCCUGCACACCCUGUUCAUUCAGCGAGGUCGCCAUGAAACCACCUGGACCGUGCUGAGAAGGUUUGGGUAUGAUGAUGACCUGGAGCUCCACCAGGACUACCUAUUCCCUCCGUUAAAAGUUCCUCCAGAUUGCACUACGGAGCUCACCCACAAUGCCUACCUCUUCCUUCAGAGCAUCUUUGACAAACAUGACAAGGACCGGGACUGUGCCUUGUCACCAGAGGAGCUGAAGGACCUGUUUGAUGUUUUUCCCUACAUGCCUUGGGGCCCAGAUGUCAACAACACAGUGUGCACUAAUGAUGAAGGCUGGAUCACCUAUCAAGGCUAUCUGUCACAAUGGACGCUAACAACAUAUCUGGACGUUCAACGAUGCCUGGAGUAUUUGGGCUACCUUGGUUUUUCAAUAAUCUCUGAGCAGGAAUCCCAAGCAGCAGGAGUUACAGUAACCAGAGAUAAGAAGAUUGACUUGCAGAAGAAGCAGACCCAGCGUGGCGUCUUUCGCUGCAAUGUGUUUGGAGACAUCGGCAGUGGCAAGAGCGGCUUCCUCCAAGGCUUUCUGGGUAGAAAUCUCAUGCGUCAAAAACUGAUCAAAGAGGAGCACAGAUCCUACUAUGCCAUCAGCACAACUUACGUUUACGGCCAAGAGAAAUACCUUCUUCUCCAUGAAGUGUUCCCUGAUUUCGACUACCUGUCAGACGCUGAUCUGGCCUGCGACAUUGUUUGCCUGGUGUAUGACAUCAGCAACCCUCACUCCUUUGAGUACUGCGCCAAAGUCUUCAAGCAAUACUUCAUGGACAGCAAGAUUCCUUGUAUGAUGUUAGCAGCGAAGGCGGACCUGCCGGAGGUGAAACAGCUGUACGGCUGCAGUCCGCUGGAGUUCUGCAGGAGACACAAGAUGCCGCCUCCUCAGUCCUUCACCUGUAAUGUGGCAGCAGCACCCAGCAGGGACAUCUACACCAAACUCACCACUAUGGCCAUGUACCCCCACGCGCGGCUGCGCUGCAUGUGCACCUGUAACCGGUGCACCUUCUGCUUGUGUCAGAAUCUCCUCAACGCUGAGCUGCUGCAGACGGUCAGGGCCAAACUCUAUGCCGUCAUGCUCAGAAGACACGUGAUCCAAGCUGACCUGAAGAGUUCCAACUUCUGGCUGAGAGCGAGCAUCGGGGCCACAGUUUUUGCAGUGUUGGGGUUUGCUAUGUACAGAGUCCUACUCAAAGCACGGUGAUCCUGGGGCACCGUUACCCAUGGUGCAUUUAGAGCAGCAGUAGACUUUCCAACAUGCUUAGAGAGAGACAGAAAAAGGAAGGUUACCCAUUCUUCUUUUCUUUAAGAUGUAUUUUUUUGAUUUUCAGAUGGAGGAAAUAAUGCACAUGCUGGUACUUUUCACCCCCUGUCCAAGUUACAUUACAAUGUAAUGUUUUUCUUCUUAAGGUCAAAAGUGAAAGAUAUUUAAUUUUGUACAAAGAUUCCUAACUUGGUUACUCUGUGCGAGUAUUUGCAAAGUAAGUAUAUUUAUAUUGAACUUGCUGAAGCCAUGAAUUGUAUUUAUAUAAAGUUCUGUGCAAAGGUUUUAAGCACAAUAGAGUUUUUUUUUUUUCUUGUCCAUGUUGUCCUCUUCCAGCAAAAAUGCAAUUUUUAAUUUCCACCAAAUUUUUUUCACAACAUAAUCUUUUUUCCAUAUCAAAAACAUUGGCAUCAUGUAUUGUGCAUUGCUUAGAAAAGUUUUUGCUUUUAAAAUUUAAUUAGAACCUAUUAAAUUGUCCAGCUGCAGUCCUGGUAAAAAAAAAAAAAGAAAAAAAAGUAAAGUCUUUUCUAAAUGCUACCCAGUUAUGUUGCAUAUAGAAAUUAUGUAGUUUUCACCUAAAUAAAAUAAUAUAUUUUUAAAGCUGAAAAGUUAUCACUAUUUAACACAUGUAUAAUAUUUAUAAAUAUUUGAUAUUUAGUAGGGUUUCACUUUCCAAAAGUUUUUAGUGUGAUAAAUGUGCCUAAAACAUUUGCACAGUACUCUGUAGUAUAAAACUGUUUGCUUAAACAUUGAAAUGAAUGAACUCGCGGUCAGUCAUAUGUACGGUGAUGUGUUCAGUAACAUUUAUGUUUUUAUGUCACAUAUGUUAAAGGAGGCCACUUGACCGAGCCACACCUGCUCCUAAUUUCCAGCAUGCAUGUGAUAAUGUGAUAAAAAGCCCAGAUGUUGAGCAUGUGGAAAAGAGAUUUGAAUUUUUUAAUUUAUUUAUUUAUUUUUUUUUUAAAAAAAGCAAAAUAUUUGCAUUUAGGAUUGAGCUGGUGUUUCAAACUUAUCCACAUUAUAUCCUAAUUACCCCUUAUCAUAUGCACUUUUAAUUUGGUGCGUUACAAGAUGAUGUUUUGUUUUUGAGUCGUAUUAACCUGGAGGGAACAGACCUGUUUACCUCCUCGUUCAUUCAUUCAUUGCGUUUAAUCGGGCACAUGCCUAGGAUAAUGUCUGAUUGACAUGUGAGGGGUUGAUGGUUUUACGGUCAGGUCAUGAACAAAUUUAAAAUUUGGACCUAGCUUUGAUUACUAUAAAUGCUUGAACUUUGAUUUUCUUUUUUUGGCAAGCUGCUUGGGCAUGGGCUUUAAAAAAACAAAUUGUUUGUCUGUGCAGGUCAGUGUGUGCUCGUGGAUGUGAAUGCAUGGAAGGGUCUUUGUGUACUUGUGACUUUACCUUUCAGCUAACAGGAGUUUGAAUGCUGCACUGUGGUGCAGUGGUUUGCAACAUACAGAUGUUUUCACCACAUUCUAAUGUUUUAAAAAUUGUUUUAAAAAUGUGCAUCCCAACGUCUUAGUAUUUCUUAAUGCAGGCAUGUUGUGUGUCGGGUCGUCGACGUGAGGUCAUGUGACCCUCGUGUUGGCACUUGAGCAGCUCUCCUGUUCACGCAGAAUGUGAUAACAUGACCCCAGAUGCUAAUUUUCUUACUUUUAACACCACCUGCAACAACAAUCCAUUUAAUGUGUUUACUCAGCUCUGCCCUGAUCAGUUUACAAUAAACAAAGGCAUCUGUUACAUCCACUGUGAUGUAUUAAUUAUUUCAGUCUAUGCGGCCUGCAGCCGAUAAUUAUGUGCCAGUUGCAGAAUAAAUAAAUAAAUAAAUGUGGGUGAAGGCAUUCAUACUCAUUCAUAUCAAACAUGAACCUUGUAUGGAAGAUGGACAACAAAGCUUCCAGGGAACUUCAACCAGGAAUUUUAAGGUGCAGGAUCCCUAAAGAAUGCACUGCGUUAAAAAAUAAAUAAAUAAA
Messenger RNA from Thalassophryne amazonica, 4213 nucleotides. RefSeq names its product ras homolog family member T1 (gene rhot1b). Gene Ontology annotation, cellular component: mitochondrial outer membrane. The coding region runs from base 201 to 2183 and encodes 660 amino acids. Lineage: Eukaryota; Metazoa; Chordata; Actinopteri; Batrachoidiformes; Batrachoididae. Gene Ontology annotation, biological process: regulation of mitochondrion organization; mitochondrion transport along microtubule; mitochondrion organization. The transcript has 20 exons. Gene Ontology annotation, molecular function: GTPase activity; calcium ion binding; GTP binding. The record is from RefSeq and is a predicted model, not a curated record.